CGAAAGUUUCUUCCUGAUCGAUGUGAUUUCUGCGAAGAUUUUUUAAAUUACGCUGUGUUUGCUUCUUUAUUCCUCUACCAGAAUGUCGUGUUGGGAAGAGCUACAAACGAAGUCGUAGAUCAGAAACAAGGUUAACACAAAAAGAAACGCUACUUCGUCGAAGAAAAAUAUAUCCAUUAUGAGUUCUGAAGGGCCGCCGCUUCGUUCUCAUCCAAGCUCAGAGCUUGAUUACUACGACAUCGACGACAUAUUGGCCACACAAGGAAGAAUUCCAUGUAAACUAGAAGCACAAGUUUAUAAUCUGGGCUUCUUAGAUCCUAGUUCUGAAGGAAGUGAUCUCCAGGCUGGAUCAAAACUCGAGCUUCCAUUCUGGCUGGCCAAAGAACUUUGCAACAGAAGAAGAAAAAUUGUUUCGGUGGACAUUCCUAAAGCUUACAAAGACGGCUACCGUGAGAUUUUUAAAGCGGACGCUAGUGUUGUGGAUCUUCAUCGAUUAGGACCGUAUUUUUACGAGUUUGGAACAAAGUUGCUGCUUUUUGAUUUUGAAGAAAAUUCCCAAAUGGCUUCUUCCAUGCAGGAGGUACGUUAACUUUGUGUUUAACGAGAGAUAGGCGAGGUGGGGAUGAGGUUUUUUUUUCUUUGUUUGUUUGUUUUUCUCUUUUCUCCCCCUGGGUUGUGUGGGUAAGGAGGAAGUUUGCGUAGUCAAAGUCUUAAAUAAAGAAGUGGGCAAGAUUUCUGCAACGCCACCAUACUUUAUCAUUGAAAGCAAUGACAAGGACGUACCCAAACCAGUCGCUAAACACUCUAAUCUCCCUAAUCUUCCCAAGAAGUAAUCUUUCCAGGUCUGUUACGAUAAAGGAAAAUGCAGAAGAGAGUAUUGAAACAAAUUCAGGCUUUAACUGGAGUUGAACCCAUGCCCCCCUGCCCCCCCAUCACGUAUUGGGUACAACUAUUUAAUGAGUCACAAAGCCACAAGUAAGGAGCAUUGUAGGUUCCCACAGAGGAAUGAGAUCACAAUUAUGGGACGAUUCAUUUGAUUGCUUGGCUGGUAACAUAAUUUUAGAUGAUAGUAAAUUCUGUUGUCAGACCUAUCGCAAGUUGUGCCCUCAUAACCUUCUUAUAAUCUGACAUUUCUCUAUGUAGAAGUUGAUAUUCCAAGAAAAAACCCUUCCAGUAAUUUUCCCUUUUAGCUAAACAGUAAAAUGUGCUGUUGUGGAGAUUUCCCUCAUUUAGUUUACUUGUUUGUUUGUUUGUUUUUAAUUUUCAUCUUCCUUAGACCAAUUGAUGGAAAUACUCAUCUCGAUGUUAACUGCAAGUAAAUUUGAAACACCUAUUGAUGUGACUGGGCUUUCCUUUCAGACAUUCAUGAAGAGAUUUAGAAAAAUAAUGGAUUCAUCUCAGAAUGCUGCAAAUGAGGAUACCUCCUUGUUAACAAACAAGCUGGAGCACAUUGAAAGACAGGUGUUCACUGCAGGACGUAAGGGAGUGAAAGAAUUUCUUCAGUGGGAGGCUGGCAGAACAUCCAAACUUACAACAUCAGAGAAUGUGGUCAACCAUAAAAAACGCAAAAGGUCUAUGAUUGAGUGAAAUUUCACACCAGACUGGGUCAACAAAGAGGUUUGGACAAUGCCAUAGAUUUACUUUGUUCUUAAUUGUACAAUCGUGAUUUAAAAGAGAAGUAUGCUCAAGAGAGCAUGUUAUUUUUAAUCUCCCCCCUAAAAUAUCUGAAAUUGACUUUGAAAGCAAGAAUUUUGUCUUUUUACAAGAUAAGACCUACAAGCUGAUAGGUUUUUCUGUUCUUGUCACCUGUUAAGUGGAUUAAGUAUAAGCAUAGUGAAGAGAAGUUGUACUAGUAUGUAAUUUUGGUCCAUGAGGUAGAUGUUUGACUUAUGUUCACACCUUUUGAUGUACUGUUCUGUCCUCAUUUUUUUAAAAUGAGUCUGCUAAUUUAUUUUUUGCAGCCUAUUAGAUUUAAUAUACUUUAUUUCAUUCUUUCCCUCACUUUUCUUAAAUUAAUUUACUGUUUGAAUGCAAUUAACAACUCUACUAUGGGAUCUGUAUAUGUUUUUGGCCAGACACAUCUUGAGAAACUAAGGAAUUUUUUGUAAAUCACCUAUCAGCCGUAGCACCAUUAUAACUAAAUAUGAAUAGGAUGUAACUUGGAAUCAUCUGCUUAUUUUUAGUAGACUUUUAUUGAACACAAACUUGUUUUAAACAAAACACUCUCUUGUAACAAAUAACAAUUAUUAGAAAUAUCACACGAAUCACAUACUGUCAGCACCCAAAAGUGGAAUUUACAAAUCUUGAAGUAAAUUUUUUUGUGAAUAUCUUAUGUACUGUUAUUUAAAUUGAUCAUUAUUCAUUAAUAUAGACACUAAACUUAUUCUAGACAUUGAUCUGAGUUUUCUUUUAGAAUCUAAUUUUUACUUACUGGCUUUAAACCCUCUAACCCACAAGAUCUCAGGGGUAAGUCUUCCUACUGUUUACCAUGCAAUUCUAACUUACAAGAUUAGUUCAGAUAAUUUGGUAUUGAAUCAAUUAAGAAUUCCCUAAUUCAUAUUAUUCUUUAUUCCUUUUACUUUUCUGCUUAAUAUUGUUUCAAUAUCGUAAGGAGAAAUUCCUUCUUGGUCACUUGGGGAGUUGAAGGUUUAAAAAGACUUACAAAUCUUACUUUAUUGCGAGCUCACAACUACAUUUUGGUUUGCAUGGAGGUUGAUUAAGGAACAAGUUAGAUAUAUUAAUACCUCUACAAGAGACAUGUCAACAUGUCUCACUUUUUCAAUCUUUGAUGAUUUAAAGUUGAGGAUGUGGUACUGAAAUGCCUUGCUUCUUUGAGGGUAAAAUUUCAUAGACCACAACAUCACCAACAAAUUGACCUCAAUUUUCUAUUUUUACUACACUACUUCUAUUGGUCAUAGAAAUGACAUAAACAGUGUUCAAAUCUCUAAAUACAGCUUUGCUCUGGGACUCUGCCCUCAAACUACUCAUAAACAAAUACAUUUUCUCCCAACUAGCCAUCAGCAUGAAACAGGAUUGGCAUCUUAAAUUUGCAAUUAGUUUGUAAGGUUAAAGUAGUUCUAAGAAAAUUCAUCCUUUCACUCCCAAGAUCUAAUUUCAAUUCUCCACAUUAUCUGCGAUACAUUUUUUAUGUUUCAGAUCUGAUUAUUUUUUGUGAAAUCAAAUUAUAAGCCUUUAUUGAAAUUUUCCUUCUUCUCAUCACCUUUCUCAUGGAAAAUGUAUAGAUAUGAAAAGGAGAAAUUCACUGUUGGUCAAUCCUGGGAGUGAAAGGGUUAAAUUUCAUCAACUCCUUCUUUACAAUCACAAUUUAAUAAAUUUAAUAGCAUCAACCUAGGUUCACUCAUGGGUAUCUUACCACCAAUUGUUUUGAAAUGAGCUAUUUAGCUAUAGUUAACAAUAAUAUUUACUUUAUUGUUCUACAAUAACUUAAAAAAAAAUAACUCAUUAUUUUCCUCUCUAAACACUGAACAAAUAUAUUGCCCCUCAUCAAAAAAAUAAUAAUAAUAAUAAAUAAAAUAUACACGACUGUUUAUGGAUGACAUGG
Pocillopora meandrina is the source of this 3562-nucleotide messenger RNA. The record is from the annotation of a GenBank genome assembly. Lineage: Eukaryota; Metazoa; Cnidaria; Anthozoa; Scleractinia; Pocilloporidae.